AUGGAAGACCAUCAAAAGAGAAAUGGAGCUGCAUCUGCAGCUACAGCAACAACAGCAGCAACAGAUACAGUUGUUGUCAGCAAACGAGACAAGAGGAAAAGCAAUAUUGCUACUCGAUUGAACAAACUCGAGCUCACAUUCAAAAAUGAUCGAGAUAUGUUUUAUCGCAAUAGCUUGCAUGAUUUACAAAAUAAAUUGGCCAGCUUGCAACAAGGUACCGAUGAGGAGUACCUUACACAAAAGAUCCAACUAGAAGAGACAAGAGAUUAUGAAUUGACCAAAUUACGAUUGUGGGAAGAGUAUCAAGUGAAACGUGUUGAAAAAGAGUAUCUCUCGGAUAUGGAGCGGGCCCAGGAGAAUUACGAUCGAAUGAUUAAACUUAUAAAGGAGAAAUUGUAUGAUAAAUUACAGAAACAGAUUAAGAAUUUGAAAGAAGACAAGUAUUUGCUUAAUGUGUUGAAUAGCAAUAGCUACAACAACAACAACAACAGCAAUAAUAGCCUCAAUGGAAGUGGCUCGGGAACGGGAACGGGAACGGGAACGGGAGGAGGCAGUUGUGAUUCAGCAUUUGUAGCACAAGCAGUGAAUCUUCGGUUACGGAAACGCGAUCACACUGGGUUGAGCGAUAUAGACGAUUUGUCGGACGGAGGUGGUGGACCCGGAACCAGAAGUGGAAGAGAAACUGGUGGAGGAAAUGGUUCUUCUGCUUCAUUGUAUCAUCACAAUGGCCUGGGCUACUUAUCACUGAGUUCAAAACGGAGAAAACCAUAUACGAGAUAUUCAUCCAAUGACGAAAUGUCUAGCUCAAAUGCUAGUGCCACACCACGAUUUAACAAAAACCACAUCAAUAACCACCAUAAUAGUGCAACCAGUGGACAUGGAAGCGGUUAUGAAUCCAAUUUAAGUGACAAGGACUAUGAUGCGCUCAAUACCUUGAUUAUGGAAGAUGGAAAUUUCAUAUAUGACAGUAUGGGUGGAGGCAAAGAAAAUGGCAAUGGGAAUGGUGUAGGUGGAAGUGGAAGUGGAAAUGGCAGUGGAAGCAGCAGUCAUAGAGUCCAAACUAGAGGAUCACAUAAACAAUUUGUUGGACCACAAGGAUUGAAAGCGGAGGAGUUGAAUGAAGAUUUGGCUCUUUUGCGCACAGCCAUAGUCAAGAAAGAAAGGUGA
Messenger RNA from Lodderomyces elongisporus, 1167 nucleotides. RefSeq lists its product as uncharacterized. The coding region runs from base 1 to 1167 and encodes 388 amino acids. Lineage: Eukaryota; Fungi; Ascomycota; Pichiomycetes; Serinales; Debaryomycetaceae. Gene Ontology annotation, cellular component: Sin3-type complex. Gene Ontology annotation, molecular function: histone deacetylase binding. Gene Ontology annotation, biological process: negative regulation of transcription by RNA polymerase II. The transcript is spliced from 2 exons. The record is from RefSeq and is a predicted model, not a curated record.